This is a messenger RNA of Mercenaria mercenaria, 8270 nucleotides long. RefSeq names its product epithelial splicing regulatory protein 1-like. Gene Ontology annotation, cellular component: ribonucleoprotein complex; nucleoplasm. The transcript is spliced from 13 exons. The record is from RefSeq and is a predicted model, not a curated record. Gene Ontology annotation, molecular function: 3'-5'-RNA exonuclease activity; mRNA binding. Bases 150 to 2423 code for a protein of 757 amino acids. Lineage: Eukaryota; Metazoa; Mollusca; Bivalvia; Venerida; Veneridae. Gene Ontology annotation, biological process: regulation of RNA splicing.
UCUUAUUUUGACGGUAAAAGGCUAGGAUAUCUUUCACAUGGUGUACAGUUUACAAAACAUUUCCUUUAUUACAUUUAAGAGACAUACACCAUUUACACUGAAUACAUGUAUUUUCAUGGAGAAAAGUGACUGAAAUUAGUGCAAUCAAAAUGAAAAUAAGUGAAAUUAACAAUAUGACCAAUUCUUCUUACUUGGUCGUUUUAUUUUGCGCGUCUGCUGGAAAAAAUGGAGAAGAGCUUGGAGUUGACGAAGAACAGAUAGUUUUAUUUGUGUAUUUAUUAUAUGACUUGCCAAAUAACAAGGUUGUUGCAGUGCAGCAGCAUUACUGCCGACCGACGCCGAACGAGCUGUCGGAAACCGUAAUUACAGAAGAUUGUAAACAAGAAACGGGUCUAGAUGAAGAUAUCAUCAAAAAUGCUCAACCACUGGACCAUGUAUUAGAUGAGUUCGACCGGUUUCUCGUCUCAAAAGGUGUUCACCCCGACCACGGCGGCAAAUCAUUCUGUCUCGCAACUGAUGGACCAAAUCAUAUACGACAAGCAUUACAUCCCGAAUGUGGGAAUAAAAACAUUACUUUACCACAAUAUUUCUACUCAUAUUAUGACCUCAGAAAAGAGUUUGUGAAAAUGUACAAAGCAGAAAAUAUUACGAACAUCAAAUGUAUGUUAGAUUAUUUAGGAUUACAAGAAGACCAGUCCUCAGAAUAUGGUAUCAAACAGUGUCAAGAAAUGGCAUCAACUAUUCACAGACUUAUUGUGGACGGGCAUCUAUUCACAGAACCUGAUGUGGUGAAUGAGCGACUGGAACCAGGUAUAUGUAGUAAAACAGAUAUCGUAGACGACGAGGUUGUGGUACGAGCACGUGGGUUACCAUGGCAAUCAUCGGACCAAGAUAUCGCGAGAUUCUUCAAAGGAUUAAAUAUUGCAAAGGGUGGUGUAGCUCUUUGCCUUAGUCCACAAGGAAGACGAAACGGUGAAGCUCUAGUCAGAUUUCAGGAUCAGGAAAUGAGAGAUCUUGCCAUAAGAAGACAUAAACAUCAUAUAGGUCAAAGAUAUAUAGAAGUAUAUAAAGCCACUGGAAAGGACUUUCUGAAUGUAGCUGGAGGCAGCAAUACAGAGGCACAGGCAUUCUUGUCACGUGGCGGGGAAGUUAUCAUACGCAUGCGCGGAUUGCCAUUCACAGCUACAACACAACAAGUGCUUGAAUUCUUCGCCCGGGAACCAAACGUGUGCGAUGUGUUAGACGGUGAAGAUGGUAUUCUGUUUGUGCACUAUCCCGACGGAAGGUCCACCGGAGACGCUUUCGUCUUGAUGCCGACGGAAGACGAGGCUGAUAAAGCACUGAAAAAACACAGGGAUAUCAUGGGCACUCGUUAUAUAGAACUGUUCAAAUCUACCACCGCUGAAGUUCAGCAGGUUUUAAACAGAAGCAUGGACCCAAGAAACCCGGAACCACAGGAGAGUCAAGUUGCUCUCCCACCACUUAUCGCCCAGUUACCGCCCCAGACUGCACUACCAUAUAUCCCACAGUCUCUAAUCACCAGCGGGACCAAGAGAGACUGUAUUCGCCUGAGGAAUCUACCAGGCGGGUCACAAGUCACAGAUAUUUUAUCGUUCCUAGGGGAGUUCUCACAGUUUAUUGUAUACCAAGGAGUUCACAUGGUUUACAGUGCUCAGGGAGAACCGUCAGGCGAAGCGUUUAUUCAGAUGAGCUCCGAGGAGGCAGCACAACUUACUGCAAUAAACAGACACAGACGACAAAUUAUUUACGCGGGAAAGAAACGCGUCAUAGAGGUCAUUCAGUGCUCAGGGGAGGAUAUGAACCUCGUUCUUACACACGGAAUUACGUCACCAACGCUGUCUCCAGUCACGCCAAUUGCUCAUCAGGCCGCUGUUCCAACUAUCACCCAUUCACCAAUUAUUCAACGACAAAUAAUUUCACCUGGUACUACAGCAUUAUUACCAUCACUGCCUGGGGUAGCGACAAACCCCCUUGCUACUUCGUUCAGCUCAGCCUUGCCUUUCACACACAUACCACAGCCAAUGUAUGCCUCACCUUUCCAGCAAGGGAUCACGCCUAUAGCCGCCGCUGCUCCAAGACCAGCCAUGUUCCCACAGAUAAUCUACUGGUACCCUACACCUCCUGUUUCACCACAGACUUACUUCACUACUAACACGGGACCAUCCAUGGUCGUAAUGCGGGGCCUCCCUUUUAAUGUCUCUCUGCAAGAUAUCCUAAAUUUCUUUCAAGGAUUUCCGGAGGUGAGUCCAGAAUGUAUUCAAGUGCAGUAUACACCAGAAGGAUUGCCCAGUGGUGACGUAGUGAUAUCGUUCGCUUCACGCGGCGAAGCGGAACGCGCAGUCGCAGAGAAAAAUCACCAAAUUGUUGGAAAUAGAAUGGUUGAGCUAUUCCUGGCAUCGUAAAUACUGGAUAAAGUAUUGAAACCACAGAAAUGAAAACAAAUGAAUGUUAAUAUAUGCUUUGUAUUUUUUAUUCAAUGAAUUUUAUGCUAAGGUUUUAUUUUGGAGUAUUAAGAGGACCCAGGUCUAGAAAAAGUUUGUUUUAUCUUGUAUUUCGGCAAGUAAUUCAGUAAAUUAAUAACUUCCGUAAAAGAGAUUAUUUUGGACAAAAUACGUCAUUGCCUUAACUUUAGAAUUUGACUUAAGAAAUUAUCGCUUACUAAAUAUAUACUUUUGUUUAUCUUGCCACAUUUGUUGCUAUGAAGUAAUGGCCUAAACUUUGGUAAAAUUGAGGUCUAAACCAUGUAAUUAGCAUAUCGAUUUCCCUAAAGCAUAGUUGUUUUUUCAUGCGAGUAGAUCUAAAUAUUUAUGACUUUUCCUUGUCGCUGUGGCAUUGAAACUUUUACUUGUCUCAAAGUUAUGAUGUAUCUGAUUGUUAAGUUGAUCUGAUGAAUUUUUAUGUAAAAGUGUAGUAUGUUUUUUUUUUUGCAUUAGGUUGUUUCUUAUUAAUUUCAACACAUUAAACUGAAUGCUUGUAAAUAUUCUGUUAAUUUUACAUACAUAUUUUACUUCAUAGAUCUUAUUUUCACCAUUAUUAUUGCUUUCAUAUAAUGCAGUAACAUAACUUUAGUGUUGUUAGAGUGAAAUAUAAUAUUGUUGUUGACAUACAUGUAUAGUUUAUUUCAAUUUUGAUUUGUAAAUAUUUAAAUGAUGAAAUAUUAUACAAUCAUAGUGUAUACAUAGACUUUUAAAGCUUUUAGCAUGAAUAAAAUCAAAUGAGAAUUACUGAUCUAGUCAAGAAAAAAUAUCAUUUUAUCAGAAUCAAAAUACACCUAGUAUUUUUUAUGAAAUAAACAGAAGCUUUAUAUAAAAUCCAAUAUUAAAACUUCAACGAGAGUCUAAAUAAAAGAAACAAAAUCACCUAUAUAGGAAUCUUGCAUGCUCCAGACAUAUGUAGGAAUUUCUACAUAUUUGUUUUCUUCAUAUUUCAUUGAAUCUAGUGCCUUCAUUGUGUUCAAAGUGCUAACAGGAUGUUAUUUUCCGUACAUUUUUACAUUAUCUAUGCAAAAUGUGUAUUUACGCCAAAUAUAAAAAAAACAAGUGCACAGUUCUACGCAUACAAGAACGUUUUCAUUUUGUAUAUAAUAUGUACACACACAUAUAGAAUCAUUUGUUAGAAUAUGUCUCUAGGUUUUUUUUGUGCAAAGCACACGCUGUUGUUGUAACAACAAAAUCUAAUGUCUUCCAUUUGAUUGCAGAUUAUUCUUUGGGCGUAUAAUUGUAUAGAAUAGAAUAGCUAUGACUUUGUACAUAUAUAUAUAUUCCAUUGUUUUCCUAUUAUAUGUAAAUAUUGUAUUUUUGAUAAUAAUUACUAUACUUGGAAAAGUCUUCCGGUCAAUAAGCAUUCCAGUUGCAACAUAUUUUAUUCAGGUUGUUACAUUCCAAAUAGUACAUGAAAGCAAAUUUUUGCCAAUUUAAAUUGUCUUCCAUUAGAGAAAAGUAAACUUAAGUGCCUUGAAUUUUGAUGUUAAAUUGAUUUACAUUUUUUGUGCUUAAUGUUGUCAUGAAUUAACCACUGAAUUAAUGUAUUUUACAAACCAUGUUAUUUUAAAAGAAAAACACUAUUCUUUUAACUUAAUUACUUUAUAGGUUGUGUAAAGUAGUUGGAUUAAACCUCUCAACUUUGGGUUAUCCUUUUUUUUUUGGUCAAUUUGACAUCAUGAAAAAUAUUUACAUUUCAUUGCUUUUUUUUAUUAGAACAAAAAAGGGAAAAAAAAAAACAAUUUGGUUCAAUCCAACUAUUGAAUGAUAAUUAUGAUGAUAUGUAUUUACUUUAUUUGUAUAUGUGUGUUGUAAAUUGCAGGGUACUAACAUUUCCUGUAGCCAAACUACAUUGUUUAUAUACUUCGCAAACAUUUCUUGAAUAGCUAAUACUUAUUUCAAGUGUAGAUGCAUGAAUGUAGAAAAAGGAAAUCUGACUUAUGCUUUGAAAAUUGCAGGUUUACAAUUUGUCAGCUACAUUUUCUGGCAGACUUUGGUCUUUAAAAACUUUGCAUAUUUGCUUUUUUGUUCGCCACUGUUCUUUAAACUAUGUGUUUAAACAGGUCCAAGGGAAUGAACUCUGGUUUAUAUUAAUAUCUGUAUCUUUAUGGCUUAGAAUGGGAUAAAUUUAAGUUGCUACAUUGUAAAUUCUUUUUUGUCUUAACAUUAGGCCUAAAUUUGGAGAUAGAAUUGAAACAUUUUUAUCUGUUGUUUGCUGCCAGAAAUUGAAGUGUUGACAAAAGAAAGCAAUAACAUGACAGCAGGAAACUACUAGUGCAAUACUUGUCGGUUAAGGGUAUACAACAUUACUACACUUUCUAUGAAACAUCAGUCUUGCAGAUUCUGAAAACAUAUAAACUUUUGGUUGGUGUAUUUUAACAUCAGUCGCAGUGUCCUAACAUUGAUUAUGUAUUUUGCCUUAAAUAAAGAAGAUAUAUGGAAUUCGUUUGCUUUGUCAAAAAAAGAAGAAAGAAAUAGAAAUUUAAAACCAGAGUAAGAAUUAGCUUUAGAUUUUACAUUUUAAACUCGUUGUUUGUUUCACAAACACUUUGCACCUGCCUAGAUUUAAAAUAUUCACUGCUGUACUGUGAUUUUGAACAUUCACUGCUGUACUAUGAAUUUAAAAUUGGCUGCUGGACUGCGACUGAUGUAAAUUUCAAACAGCUUUUUUCCAGUUAUGUUAUCAUCUACCUGUGAUUUGUAACAUUUCAUUGGUUUUGGUUAAAUAUCUCCAUGACAUCACGUGCGUCUUGUGUGACGUCAUUUGCUUUGAAAGUGACCACCCUGAAAGUACGCAAAAUCAGUUGAAAGAAAAUUACCCACACUUGGACUGAGAAAAUGUUAGGACUCUUAUCUAAAUAAAAAUGAAAGGCAAGUUAAAAUUUUUCAGAUAAGAAACCAUAUAACAAAAUUGUUUAUAUUUUAUAUGCCUAUGGUUUUGGGAUGGUCACUUUCAAAUCACGUGCUACGGUAAAAAGUUCACCCUUUCAUGUUUGAAAAAACACUCUGUCUAGCCAACACAUUUUCUUUAUGUAGCAAAUUUAUAUUGCUUCAUGAUAUUGAAUUAAGCAAUAAACAUUUCAGAAAGCAUAUAUGGUGGUGGUUGUGGGUGUGGUUCGUUCUAUUUUUAGCAAUAUCUGCCGAGGAUUCCUUCCUUCACUAUGAAUCUCGUGUCAACGUCUAAAUCACGUGAUUACCACAUUUAUUGUUUACUUGAAAACUUAAUAGAACAGUUCGCUAUCUACCAGUAGAUGGAAAUGAGUGUUUUUAGACGUUGAUCGAGGUUUAAAUGUGUAAGGAGCGGUAACUCUGUGUAAGAGGUUGUCUAUUGGUGAAGGUUGUUGCUUACUUGUUUUACAACUGUAAAGUGUGUAUAUUAUUAAAUUCUGGAGAUAGGGGCGCAAAGGCUGAGGGCACGUGAUUUUGUUCAUACAACUUGUAACAUAAUAAUGAAAACGAAACACACGUAACAAAAAGGUGUUAGCACAGAAUAAACAUUGUGGCUUUAGUAAACUCUGGAAAGCGGCUGUGUAGAUUUUAAGUAAACAUGUAUGAAAGCACAAUAAUUCCUCUUCUGGGAAUAUGUCUGUCAGGAUAUUAAUGGUGAUAGAUUCUUUCAAAACGCAACUCUACUUUUUUGUAAAACUAACCGCAAAAUGGAUGGUGGUCCCCCGUGUGAUUUGCACAAUACACACGCCCUGUACUGUAUCUCUCUAUCAAAAUGCUGUGAUAAUUUCUUUUUGUUUAAACGACUUUGUCCAUUUAGACAAAAGUAGUUUUAUUUAUUAUUUAUUUUAUUAAAUGUUUAGUUUUCAGCGAUGCCAUAAAACAGAAGAGUAUUAAAUGUUGAAAUAAAUAUUUGGAUAAAAUUAUUUCAAACCGAAUGUCAUCCUUUAUCCCUAGUAUUAACUUAUAAAGAAAUUUUGAAUACAGAAAAAUCACUUAAAUAUACACCGUAAAAUUUACUAAAAUGUAUCCAAUGGAUUCACGCUCUGCAUUAAAGAUGGUGGAAUAGUAGAACAAAAUCACGUGCUCUCUUCCAACAACCAGCUGGAUUUAAAACUGCUCAGUCAUUUUUUCGUGAGAUGUGUUCUGUCUUCACAGUCUUACGGAAAUCACCGACUUAUUCCGCGAGAUUUUCGUAAUGACUUACAUUGCUUGUCCUUCGUGAACGUGACGUCAGCAAAAGGUGAAGGGUGACUUCGUUGUUUUUCGGAGUUUUCCGUGAAUAACUGAACUAUUAAUACUGGCUGUAUGGACGUUGUAUCCUUGGUGUGCGUGCAUGUCCCUGCAUGAAUUGUAAGGUUGAGGGAUUUAGCAAAGACUUCAGUGUUCAGCAGAAAGCAACCACAUAUUCCUAUUUAGGUCGUGGUAUUAUACGAAUAGUCGUCCAUGUGUUAAGACACACACUCCUUAAUUUACACAAGAACUAAAUCAGUUUGAAUAUAUAUACCUACUAAUGCUUUUUAUAUACAUUCUGGAUAUUUUCUGUUCUCGCAUUUAACUAUCUGCACUCCAGUCAGUGAGCUAUUAGAUUGACUUUCGCGCACUUUCCUAUCUUCCAUGUGUAUACUAGUGAUCUUGUUGAACGAUUUUAUAUGGGCCCUAUCUUUAGUGAAAUCAUGGUGGUUUGCUAAAACUUUUAAUUGUGUUCUAAAAUGACCCUUGUCCAAAACUGUUACUAAAGUAGAUUUUAAUAUAAACAAAAUGAGUGCUUGCUUUGGCCAGUUGACUGGUAGGUCGAAAAUGUGUAGAAGAUCCGUUUUGAGUGGCAUACAGACAAGCAAGUCGCUUUUAUGAUCUGCUGUUGACUGAUGGAGAUUAUUGUAUCCAGGAUCGAAAAAAUUUUUCGGCUUAACAUUAUAAUCUGAGGCGAAUGUCAACAGAAAGUUCUUUUUCUCUCUUUCUCUCUCUCUCUGAAAAUUUGGAGGUCUCAUUUGAUUGGACGACUAUUUAUAUAAUAUCGAUCUCCAUUCUCCACAUCUUUCCAACUAAGAAGACAUGUGUUCAAUAUGGUGCAAUACAGUACAUCUAAGUUAUAAAAGUCAACGCCAGAAAAUACUAGUUUAUAAAUAAAUACUAAUAAUUUGGGCUAAGGGAAUUUUUAAUAUAUUUAUAUUGUGUAAAUAGCAUUAUUUAUAUUUUACAAAAACUAGUCAAGAUAAAUUUUGCCUUUUAAAUAAUGAUAUACAAUGUAGAUAUUUUCCAGUUUUAUUUGAGGAUAUUUUAUCUCAAAUUAUUCACAUAUCUUUUAGCAGAUUAGACACAUCAAACAUGUCAAGAAAAUCUGUAAUAUUAUUAUAUAUAUUUAUUUUCUUUUAAAUGAGAUUUUUUUUACCAUUUCGGUAACGUAUUUGUAAGGUACAUUACAAUUAAUAUAAUUUGGUAACAGUUACCAUAUAUAGGUUGUAGACAAGUUUGUAUUGAAUGAUUUCAAGGACUGAAAGUAAGAAAAAACUUUAUACUGUUUAAUUACGUUACCAAAUAUCGGCUUUACAAGUAUACAUAUCGGUAACGUAUUGGGCAGAACAGGACUGUGCUCACCAAGUGCAUUAGAACUCGCGUAGCUUUUUGUUACCAUGACAUAGUAUUUUUUGUGUUGCCACAGUUAGUUCUUACUGCUAGAAUGUCACAGAGAAGUGUCUUUAAUUUUGCAAUAAUUUUGAAAGAAUGUGUUUAAGUGCGAUUUUGACAAAUGGGAAGAACCCAACAUAUCAUAUUUUUUGUUAAGUCUGAUGAAUGAACGAGAAAAAAAUUAUAUAAAAGUAA